ACACACACGCACACGCACACACACACACACACACACACACACACACACACACACACACACACACACACACACACACUGGAGCAUCUCAUGUGUGGCACUAACCCUCGCACCUGAGUACCAACCCGCUCAGCCUGGCACAGCUCACUGAUGCAGCACAUGCACCGCUGACAUGCACUGCAACUGGAAAUACUGAGGAACACGACCUGCAGUCAGAACCAGUCCGGUUUGUGCGUGUAACUGGUCCCCGUUUCUGAUCCUGCAUUUGUGGCAUGGCAUGCAGAUAGAUCAUCUUCAUCCUCCUCUUCCUCAUCUAGUGUGAUUUAAUGGGGCUCCUGAGGAUCAUGAUACCACCCAAGUUUCAGCUGCUGGGGCUGCUGGGUUUUGCUCUGGCCAUGCUCUUCAUCGAGAACCAGAUCCGCAAACUGGAGGAGUCCCGAGAUAAACUGGAACGUACCAUAGCCAGACUGGAACGUCAUGAGGUGGAGCAGAAGCAGAUUCAUGAUCUGGUCCAUGAAUCACCAACGCUGGACGAAAACAAUGACCUGGUCAUCAUCUAUAAUCGAGUGCCCAAAACUGGCAGCACGUCUUUUACCAACAUUGCCUAUGACCUGUGUGCCAAAAACCAUUACCACGUUCUGCACAUCAACACCACUAAAAACAACCCCGUCAUGUCGAUGCAGGACCAGGUAAGGUUUGUGAGGAAUGUGACCACCUGGAAGGAGAUGAAACCUGGGUUUUAUCAUGGCCAUGUAGCCUAUUUGGAUUUCUCCAGAUUUGGUGUGAAAGCGAACCCCGUCUACAUUAACGUGGUGCGUGACCCUAUUGAACGGCUAGUGUCGUACUACUACUUCCUGCGCUUUGGAGAUGACUACCGACCCGGCCUUAGACGGCGAAAGCAGGGGGACAAAAAGACGUUUGAUGAGUGUGUAGCAUCAGGAGGAUCAGACUGUGCUCCAGAGAAGCUCUGGCUCCAAAUUCCAUUCUUCUGUGGUCAUUUCUCUGAGUGCUGGAACGUGGGCAGUCGCUGGGCUCUGGAGCAGGCCAAAUAUAACCUGGUGAAUGAGUACCUGCUGGUGGGAGUGACGGAGGAGCUGGAGGAUUUUAUCAUGAUGUUGGAGGCGGCCCUGCCACGCUUUUUCAAAGGAGCCACAGACCUCUACCGUACAGGUAAAAAGUCCCACCUGAGGAAGACUACAGAGAAGAAACCUCCCACCAAAGAGUCCAUCUCCAAACUGCAGCAGUCAGACGUGUGGAAGAUGGAAAACGAGUUCUAUGAGUUUGCACUCGAGCAGUUCCAGUUCGUACGAGCUCACGGCGUCAGGGAGAAGGACGGAGAACUCUACGUGCUGGGACAGAACUUCUUCUACGAGAAGAUCUACCCAAAAGUGAACUGAAAUCCAACAGAAAGACUGGCCAUCUUUUUUUAUUGUCCACCUUGGAGAUGAGAGGACGACUUUUGGGAAUUCAUUUCACUUCUUCUCUGGUUUAGUCCAGUGAAUUUUUGCUGUAAAAACCCUGUACAGUCGAUUUAAAUACAGUUUACACCACGCUCGGUGAUAACAGGAACUCCAUUAGGAUUUUAGAGUGCUUUUAUGUCCAGAUCUCUUCGUUCUUGUGUGGAAUCUUUGUAAGACGCAGGACAAUUCUUUUAUGUUUUACAGAAUUUUUUUUAAAUAAUUAAUUUAGACUUUUUAAAAGGGAAAAAAAACAACAGGGUGUAAAAGGGGUGUGCAGUUUUGUACCAGACUGACAAUUAAAAGCACUUUCAUUUUAUUACAACAUGUUUAAGCAACUUUCAUAACUUUUUUUCCCCUUCUGCAUCCAAUAUAUUGAUGAUUGACAGUUUACAUACAGUGGGGGUUACCUUCAGAUGGAAGAGACCUCCUAGUAAAAAUGUUGUUAUUUUUUUACAUUAAUGACAAUGUUUUUCAUUACAAGUCAUAAAA
Molecule: messenger RNA, 1946 nt
Organism: Trichomycterus rosablanca
Lineage: Eukaryota; Metazoa; Chordata; Actinopteri; Siluriformes; Trichomycteridae
Gene: hs2st1b
Product: heparan sulfate 2-O-sulfotransferase 1b
Exons: 7
Coding region: 324-1394 (356 amino acids)
Cellular component (GO): membrane
Molecular function (GO): heparan sulfate 2-sulfotransferase activity
Source: RefSeq, a predicted model, not a curated record